This is a messenger RNA of Thrips palmi, 3854 nucleotides long. RefSeq names its product guanine nucleotide-binding protein subunit alpha homolog (gene cta). The record is from RefSeq and is a predicted model, not a curated record. Gene Ontology annotation, biological process: Rho protein signal transduction; adenylate cyclase-modulating G protein-coupled receptor signaling pathway. Gene Ontology annotation, molecular function: D5 dopamine receptor binding; G-protein beta/gamma-subunit complex binding; GTPase activity. The transcript is spliced from 5 exons. Bases 72 to 1178 code for a protein of 368 amino acids. NCBI's taxonomy places the organism in Eukaryota, Metazoa, Arthropoda, Insecta, Thysanoptera, Thripidae. Gene Ontology annotation, cellular component: heterotrimeric G-protein complex; brush border membrane.
GUUUUGCCUGAUGUUUUGGGUGCCUCCUCAUCGUGUGUUUCUUUGGAAGGGCGAGGCAAGCAGUUUGAAAGAUGGCGACCGUAAGCUGGUCGUGUGCGUGCUGUCUGCGCUUUAAAUUUAGUCCUGAAGAUGAGGAUCCGCGUAUCACAAGCAAAAGAAUUGAUGAAAUGAUCGAAAAGGAUAAGCAAUCGAAAAAACGUGAAGUGAAGUUACUGCUGCUUGGAGCGGGAGAGAGUGGAAAGUCAACAUUUCUCAAACAGAUGAGGAUAAUCCAUGGAUUGAAGUUCGAGCCGGAUUUAAUGCGUGAAUAUCAGCAUGUCAUUUAUUUAAAUAUGGUCAAGGGAAUGAAAGUGCUUGUUGAUGCACGAGACAAGCUAUCCAUCGCUUGGGAGAACCCUCGCAAUGGUAAGCACGGUCUCCAUGUCCUCAGUUAUCAAAAUGGAGAGGCAUUGGAUGCAAGUAUUUUCCAAGAUUACGUGCCAGCACUAGAAAGUCUCUGGAAAGAUACUGGCAUCAAACGCGCCUAUGAGAGAAGACGAGAAUUUCAACUGAGUGACUCGGUUCAGUACUUCCUUGACAACCUGGAACGGAUAUCAAAAAUAGACUACAUUCCAUCAAAUCAAGAUAUUCUUCAUGCCCGGAAAGCAACCAAGGGGAUAUCAGAGUUUGUCAUCAACAUUAACAAAAUUCCCUUCAGAUUUGUGGAUGUGGGAGGGCAGCGAUCUCAGAGGCAAAAAUGGUUUCAGUGUUUUGACACUGUAACUUCUAUUCUCUUCCUAGUCUCCAGUUCUGAGUUUGACCAAGUUUUAGUUGAAGACCGCCGAACUAAUAGGCUGGAGGAAUCCCGGGUUAUAUUUGACAGCAUUGUAAACAAUAAGUGGUUCAAAGGAGUGUCAAUUAUUCUUUUCCUCAACAAGACUGAUCUUCUUGUUGAAAAGGUUCAGUCAAAGGAAACAAGCAUUAAGUGGUUCUUCCCUGAAUUUUCUGGUGAUCCUCACAAACUUUCAGAUGUUCAGAAGUACACCUUAGACUUGUUUGUGUCAGUGAAAAAGGAUCCCAAGAAACCCUUAUUUCAUCAUUUUACUACAGCAGUCGACACAGAAAACAUCAAAGUUGUCUUCAAUGCAGUUAAAGAUACUAUAUUACACAGAAAUUUACAGUCUCUUAUGCUGCAGUGACUUGUAGACCCAUCACAAACUAACUUGUAAACUUAUUUGGUUUUUUCUUUGAUUUUUAUUUAUUACCUCAUGCUGGACUUUCCUCUCAGCUUACUCAGGAUUCAUUGAUUUUGUCCAUAGCCUCCUCACCUCUGUCAAGUUUCAUGACAAAAUCUUAUCAGUAGAUCGAGGCUUUCAAGCUAAUUAAUUAUCUAAACCAAAUAAGUCUACUUCCCAGUGAGUGGUGUUGACAAUGCUUUAUUAGUUAUUUUUUUUCUUCCCUUCUUAAUUAGUCCACAGACAUGUAAAAACUCGUCAGUGGCUAGUUUUUAUUUGCCUGUGAAUGCCCUUGACUAUGUACCUAAAUUUCAUAAUUAUUGUGGAGAGCAGGGUGGUUGAUGCUUCCUUGCACGGAAGCUGCCAUAUGUUUCUAGGGGUCGAAGAACCAGUCUCUUCCAUCUAGAAAUAUAGUCUUCAUUCCAUUCUCAUUAUGACAGAAGCAUUUCUUAAUUUUUCUGUAGGUUUAAAAUUUUAUGUCAGGCAUAUGCUUUACUUUACUUGUAUUGCCAUCAACUUAACAAUUCCAAAUUUACCCCAGAAGAAAAGUUUGUGAAAUUUGGCAAAUCUUCUUUUUAUGCAUGGACCACUAUUCUUUGCAGGCCUGUGGUGCAUCCUAUAGUGUCACUCACAGGGCCUUUCAGAGAAUUCAGAGUUUACCUCAAUUAAUGGGUGUUUACUAUCCCUAUAGAUUUAAUAAUGAUAAUGAAGUAAGAACUGAUGGUUAGUAACUUAAUAUGAACUAUUUUUGAGACUUCUUCCAAUGAGUCUGUGAUAAAUAUUAUAUGUAUGGAUGCUGUUGCUAAAGGCAUUGAUGAAGUAGGCCUUUCAGGUUUGAGUAUCAGAGUUUUGCUUUGUGAAAGUUAUAUUUUAUGUAGGUAUUGAAAUCUUUUCAAAUUUUGUAUAUUUUUCACAUUAUUUAAAAUUUCAGCUAUCAUUUCGAACACGAGCGUCCUUGUCCUGGUCAAAGUCUGAUGCACAAAAUGAGCAAUUUUGUCCUUAUUCUCUUAUUAUACACUGUUGAAUGAUUCCACGCUUUGGCCACUCAUGUUAAAUAUUCUGGUUCCUUGUUAGUGUCACUUUGUUGUGAACAUACUAUGUUGCAUCAAGUAUGGCCUUUUUAAUCACAAGCUAUGAACUCACUUUUAAUGAUUGCCUCCUAUUGUAAAGUACUGGAGACAUUUAGAUCUUGACCAAUUCAGUUGUUUUUAUAAUUUAUUGAGUGGCCUGGCCCACAGUUUACAAGGAUUGGACGCCGUUGUUUUCCCUUAAUGCUACAUAAAAUCAAGAGAAUGACUUUGACAUAUUGACCAAAGGAUUCCAAUUUAUUUAAUGUCUAAUGUAGACUCAUACCAAACCAAAUGUACAAUAUACUUUGUGUGAAGUUUGAUUGACUUCAUUUUAUUAUAUUUUAAAGUUUAGCAAAAAAAAAAAAAAAGAUUAGAAUUAUUGUUGACCAUUGUUAUUGGGCAACAUUUAGAAAUUUUGUUGACAAACAAUUCUCAUGACUUUUGUUUACUUGGAUGGCUUGCAUAUGUGGUCUGAUUUGCUGAAAUUAGUUUGAUAGAUGUAACUUGCUGGGGACAUCUGCAAUGGUUGCAAACCACCCUUUAACUUGAGAUUUAUUGUAACGUACAGCACUCAAAAUAUUGUUUCAAACAAUGGCAAUGAGGGUCGCAAGCCCUAACAUUGUUUUAUUUGCUCAUUGUGCUUACAUUUUAGAAGAUUUCCUUAUGAUUUACUUCUGUGCCAUUUCAAGCCCAAGUGUUCAUGUGGCAUAUUAUUGAUUGUGAGCUGGAAAAUUAAAUUUUUGUGAAUAGCUCUUCUGUUUUUACCCAAGUUGAAAAUCAAUAAAUUUAUGGCUGAUGGACAACUUGUGAUUUCAGGUGUUCUGUGUAGAGUUUGUUUAUCUGGAACAUUCCUUCAUUUGAAAAUCCAAGUAUUAGUGAGCAGUUGCCAGUUUCACAGUUCUGUUAAUCUGUUCUACAUUGAGUUGAAUGUUUUGUUGGUUUCUUUUUUUGCAUUUUUUUUCAAAAACAGAGUUUGUAUUGCCUGGUUUCUCUUUGACAAUGUCUAAUACUACAUAAAUAUACUUAUUUUUAAAGGACGAAAGUUUACAAACAGUUUAAGAUGAUGAGACCUUGACCUCCUUUUACAGUGCUCCUGGACCCAUCAUUUCUCAUUGCAGUUGGUUCGCAUGGACCUAAUUUGUAGAUUAGGCACAAAGGGUGCCUGGUGCCAAGCUGUCUGUGCAUGCAUAUCAGAAUAGUGUACAGUCAAGUCAUAGUGUAUUUUACUUUUUAACUGGUAACUUUAUAGUGCCUUUGUUAAGUAUCAAAAUAUUUUUAAGAGGGUUUCUUUUUAUGUCUAUACUUUUGUACAAGUUAUUCACUCUGAACAAUUUUGAUAUGAAUCUGUUUUUGUAUUAUGUGUAAAUUGUGAUUGUUGUAAUAUUUACAACAGUAUAUAUGUCCUAAGUUGUAUAGAUAUGGUUUAAGAAUGUUAUGACUUUCUGCCGUUUGUUGAAUUUUUAAUAUAUAUGAAGCACAUAUCAAUAUGUUUGCUUUGUUUUGUUGUAUGUUUAUGUGGAUUUGUGAGUGUGCUCGCAUCUAUACAUUAAAUAUAAUUCAAUUUACCUUG